Diceros bicornis minor is the source of this 544-nucleotide messenger RNA. Its product is annotated as centrosomal protein kizuna-like. Gene Ontology annotation, biological process: spindle organization. The annotation marks the transcript as partial. The record is from RefSeq and is a predicted model, not a curated record. NCBI's taxonomy places the organism in Eukaryota, Metazoa, Chordata, Mammalia, Perissodactyla, Rhinocerotidae. Gene Ontology annotation, cellular component: centrosome. The transcript has 6 exons.
UCAAAAACGUGGACCAGAGGACAGGGUUGGCUGUGAUAAAAUCUGUGCCCACCUCCCUGCCCAGGACACAUGAGGCGAUAUGGGCAGCAGCGUUAUUGAAAAAAGCCCCUACAGAAGAGUGUGACGAUAGUUCGGCCGUUCACAGUAAUGAAUCAUCUUGCAGCUUGCCAUCUAUUCUGAAUGACAGUAGUGGAAUAAAGGAAGCGAAACCCACUCUAUGGCUCAACAGUGUUCUUACAAGGGAACAAGACGUUUCAAGUGGCUGCGGAGACGAGAGCAAGGAAGAGAGCAUGGCAGCAAAGAUUCCAAUCACAGAAACAAAAGCCUACCAGUUGCUGAAGUGGUCUACCCUUCAGGAUAAUACAAAUCAAACUGAAGACAGGUUCCAAAAGGCAGAUGCUUCUGCAUCACAACUGUCAGGUGACUGCCAGUUAAGAAUCAGACUUGAAGCAGAAACAUCCAAGGCUGAAGUCACCCAGGGGGCAGAGGUCAAGGAUUGCCCUGCACGCUGAUAGCAUCAUGGGAACAGUCUGGUUCCCCUGGC